Molecule: messenger RNA, 4258 nt
Organism: Triticum dicoccoides
Lineage: Eukaryota; Viridiplantae; Streptophyta; Magnoliopsida; Poales; Poaceae
Product: G-type lectin S-receptor-like serine/threonine-protein kinase At2g19130
Exons: 1
Coding region: 816-3314 (832 amino acids)
Biological process (GO): recognition of pollen; protein phosphorylation
Molecular function (GO): protein serine/threonine kinase activity; ATP binding
Source: RefSeq, a predicted model, not a curated record
GAAGCAAAUAUUGUGGGCUGGUUAGUAAAAUGAUUUUUAAAAGUUGUAUCUGAAGACCACCCUUGAAUAUGUCAAUACCAUGAUCAUUCAGGCUAUUGCCUUGCUGGCUGACCUUUUUUACAGUUAGUAUUGCUUGUACUCUGUUUCUUCAUAUCAAUGAAAGAUAGACAAAACUUUUUCGUAUUCGCGAAAUAAAAAGAGCUCACUGUCAUAGUGAAAGAUACCUAAAAUGUCAUUUUCCUGUUAAGCUUGGUGGAAAACUCAUGAUUGACUUGAGCAUGGCCCACAGCAGCUUUUGUGGAAGCCUCAUGGUUGACCUGACCAAAUUCCGUGGCCACGUAGUGGAAGCCUCAUGACUGACUUGGACACUUGGUGGAAAGCAUCACUCAAAGUCCUCCUUGGUGUGCGCUGCCGACUAGCACGCAGUUUUCAUGGUAUACUGCCUGCCUUGUAUUAUGCAGAGAGGUAGUGGCUCCAAUCUGAAUUGGGCCACUGCUGUCCUAGUCUAAAUUUGAUUGGUCCCAAAUGGAUCGUAGUGACAUUCCGCAUAAUCCAAAUUUGGUUGGUCCCAGUCUACAUAUACAUCCUCUUCAUUUGAACAGCAGAGCAGAGCACAUUUCACAUUCACACUUUUCGAAUUGGGCCACUGCUGUCCUAAUCCGAAUUUGGUUGGUCCCAAAUGGAUCGUAGUGACAUUACGCGUGAGACAGUCAGCUGAGCAUAUUAUUGAUUCCUGUGCCAGUCUAUAUAUACAUUCUUUUCUUCCUUCUUCGAAUAGCAGAGCAGAGCAGAGCACAUUAUUCACACUCUUUCCCAUGCCUCCCCUCUACAUAUUAGCUCUUGGGCUUCUCCUCUUACACACUCCUCGCUGCUCCUCGUCUGCACCUGCUGGUGAUACCCUCACUGAAGGCCAAGUGCUUGCCGUCGGCGACAAGCUCGUCUCGACGAACGGCAAGUUCGCGCUCGGCUUCUUCCAGCCUGCAACGACCACCAUUAGUAAGUCUCAGAACGCCACCAGCUCCAGCUCCAGCUGGUACCUUGGCAUAUGGUUCAAUAAGAUCCCGGUUUUUACUGUCGUGUGGGUUGCUAAUCGGGAGGAGCCCAUCGCCCAUUCCAACAUCAACUCAACAAAGCUCAAGUUCUCAAGUGACGGCAAUCUUGUCAUUGUCACAAACCGUGCUGAUGCCGUCACUGAAUCCCUUGUUUGGUCCACUCAUAUUGUUAAUAGGACACAAGCCAGUAGCAUAAACACCACCACUUCUAGUGCCGUUGUUCUCUUGAACAGUGGAAACCUUGCCCUACUCACAAAUAGUAAAGUGAUGUUGUGGCAGAGCUUCGACUACCCAACAGAUAUCGCGCUUUCUGGCGCCAAGCUUGGCUGGAACAAGGUCACUGGUUUCAGUCGCAAGUUCAUAUCAAAGAAGAGCCUCAUUGAUAUGGGUCUUGGCUCAUACAGCCUAGAACUAGACACCAGCGGCGUCGCCGUCCUCAAGCGCCGCAACAAUCCCUCUGUAGUCUAUUGGCAUUGGGCAUCCUCCAAAACAUCAUCACUGAGUGUUUUACCAACACUAAAGACAAUUAUAGAUUUGGAUCCACGCACCAAAGGCUUGAUGAACCCAAUAUAUGUCGACAACGAGCAAGAGGAGUACUACAUGUACACAUCACCGGAGGAAUCAUCGUCUUCCCUCUUUGUCUCACUAGACAUCUCUGGUCAGGUCAAGCUGAAUGUUUGGUCGCAAGCCGACCAGUCUUGGCAAACCAUAUGUGCUGAGCCUGCCGAUGCCUGCACUCCAGCUGCUACCUGCGGACCUUUCACAGUCUGCAAUGGCAAUGCUCAGCCAUCCUGUGACUGUAUGGAGAGCUUCUCUCAGAAGUCACCACAGGAUUGGGAGUUUGAGGAUCGAACAGGAGGCUGCAUCAGAAACACACCUUUGCAUUGCAGCACUAGUGGUAACAACAAAAACAUGACAAGUUCAACAGACAUAUUCCACCCCAUUUCUCAAGUUGUGUUACCCUACAACCCACAAAGCAUAGAUGUUGCUACCACUCAGAGCAAAUGCGAAGAAGCUUGUCUCAGUUCCUGCUCCUGCACUGCUUAUUCCUAUAACAAUAGCAGAUGCUCUGUCUGGCAUGGUGAAUUGCUCAGUGUAAAUCUGAAUGAUGGCAUUGACAAUAAUUCUAAAGAUGCUCUUUACCUCCGUCUUGCCGCGGCUGCAAAGUUUGAAAAGAAGAAGAAUCAAACAAACAUAAGAGUUGUAACUGCUGCAAGCAUUAUUGGUUUUGGAUUAUUGCUAAUGCUCGUGCUGCUGUUAGUGAUUUGGAAGAACAAAUUCAAACCAUUAUACAACAAUCAAGGUACUGGUGGUGGGAUAAUAGCCUUUAGAUACACUGAUUUAGUUCGUGCUACUAAAAACUUCUCAGAGAAACUGGGAGGAGGUGGUUUUGGUUCUGUAUACAAAGGAGUCUUAAGGGACUCGACUAGUAUAGCAGUGAAAAGGCUUGAUGGUGCCCGUCAAGGAGAGAAGCAAUUCAGGGCUGAGGUGAGCUCAAUUGGACUGAUCCAGCAUAUUAACAUAGUAAAAUUGAUCGGUUUCUGCUGCGAAGGUGAUCACAGGUUACUUGUGUAUGAACACAUGUUAAAUGGUUCUCUUGAUGGUCAUCUAUUUGGGAAGAGAAACAUUGCUGUUGCUGUCCUAAAUUGGAACACCAGAUAUCAAAUAGCCCUAGGAGUUGCCAAAGGAUUGUCCUACUUGCAUCAGGGUUGUCACAAAUGCAUCAUACAUUGCGACAUUAAGCCAGGAAACAUACUUGUGGAUCCAUCUUUUGUUCCUAAAAUUGCAGACUUUGGGUUGGCAGCGUUUGUGGGAAGGGAUUUUAGCCGAGUUCUGACAACAUUCAGAGGAACUGCUGGUUAUCUUGCCCCAGAGUGGCUUAGCGGAGUUGCAAUCACACCGAAAAUUGACGUUUAUGGCUUUGGCAUGGUACUUCUGGAAAUCAUUUCAGGAAGGAGGAAUUCCUCACUUGAAACAUCAUACAACACUAGUGGCAGUAGCAGUUACCAGAAUGUUGAAUAUUUCCCUGUGCAAGCCAUCAGCAAGCUUCACAGCGGAGAUGUGAAGAGUUUGGUGGAUCCACAAUUGCAUGGGGAUUUCAAUUUGGAAGAGGCUGAAAGAGUUUGCAAAGUUGCAUGCUGGUGCAUCCAAGAUAAUGAGUUUGAUCGGCCGCCUAUGGUUGAAGUGGUCCGGGUUCUUGAGGGUCUGCAAAAGAUUGAUAUGCCCCCGAUGCCAAGACUACUUGCAGCUCUAAUGGUCUAACGGAACUGUCUGAAUCUGCAACUUCAAUGUAAUAUAAUAACUCAUAGAGUGUUUCGCAUGCAAUCAAUGUUAUUCAUCUUUGUUUCAGCACAUUCUUGAAAACUGUAAUGUUGAGUGGAAGGAAUAAAGCAAGCUUGCAGUUGCUAAAUCAUCUAUUAUUUGCGUUUUUGUGAUAAGCAAGCAUUGCAGCAAAAUAUGGCAGAACUAGAAAUAUGCAUAUGUUUUGUUGUUGGGAUAGUUCGAGAGCCUGGUCAUGCCUCAUGCUCCCUCGAUGGCGGGGCCUCUUCAUUCACGACGUCAGCAGCCUGGACCCACAGUGCCGGUGUGGCUGUCUGGCUGCGAAGGAAACAUGCUCAGACGAAUGAUAAAAUGAAUCCAGCCUUGAAGAUGGCCAAAGAUGACAUGAAGGUAUGUAAUAUGUUGACAAUUACUACAUAUAAAUGCACUUGUUCUGUGUUGAUUUUUCUCCUAUCACCAUCUUCUCUUGAGGAUAUUAUUGCCUUUCUUGGAGAUUAUAAUGAUGAUAGAAUUCUUAUUUCAUAAUAUUCACCAUAUUAUAUAGUAAUGCAAUGCAUUCUUUCUUUCCUUGAAUUAUUUUUCUCAGAAGUAACUUGGCUAACAAUGUCAUUUUUAUAUGCUGCAACCUAGAAGAAACAGCCACCAGUGGACGGGAAUUCGUCACAUAAAGUGCUCUGUCUCCUUGAGUCCAUGCUGACAAAGCAAUGCAGAAGCAUCCCUCCUACUGUAAUAACUACAUCUGGGCUUUUAAACAUCCUAAAUUUUACAAAUUUGGUAAAGGAUUCUCUACCAGCAGCAAAGAACUGUUUCUCUUUCGAUUGCCCCUUUUUUUUUCUGCCUUUCUACUGUUUGCAAAUGUCCUGAUGUAUUUAUGUGCUGUGUUUUGGCAUCUGGAACGAAGCAUGAAGCAUAAGCUUCUCAAGGUA